GAGACGACUGGACAUCGAUCUUCUGAUGGUGUUAAGGCAUACAAAUGUAAAAGUUCAUCGCUUAAAAGAAAAGCCAGUGAAAUAUUACAAGGCACUUUACAGACGUCUAACCCUGACGUAAAACUUCAGACUGCGAUUAACGUACAGGAUAAGAGGGCCGAGUUUGAUGCUGAUGAACAAGCAAUACCAGAUUCGAUGCAAAGAACUGCGAUUUCUACAA
Molecule: messenger RNA, 220 nt
Organism: Paramuricea clavata
Lineage: Eukaryota; Metazoa; Cnidaria; Anthozoa; Malacalcyonacea; Plexauridae
Source: the annotation of a GenBank genome assembly